AUGGUCACUGACAGCAGUGCGCCUGGCAAUGGCAUUACCGGGGGUUAUUCGGGCAACAGCCUAGGGAUCCAGAUCACGAUUGCGACGCUCGCCGGCAUCACUUGGUACAACGCCAUCGAGCUUAUCGCCCUUGUGUUUGUCACCUUUAGCCAAUAUCGGGGUCUAUACUUUUGGAGCUUACUAGUUUCCUCGUCGGUGGGACUCAUACCUUACUCGCUCGGUUUCCUGCUCAAAUUCUUCAAUCUCACCUCCGCAACGUGGCUCUCCGUCACCUUCAUCACCAUCGGCUGGUAUUGCAUGGUCACCGGGCAAUCAAUUGUCCUCUACUCGCGACUCCACCUCGUUCUCCCGAACCCUAAAAUUUUACGCCGCGUCCUGGCAAUGAUCAUCAUCAAUGUUGUCAUCCUCCACUUCCCCACCACCGUCCUCACCUACGGCUCCAACCUGGCAAGUGGACGAACCGGUUACAUCAACGGAUACAACGUGAUGGAGAAGAUACAAAUGACAGGCUUCUGCAUUCAAGAAUUCGUCCUCUCCGCGCUCUACAUCUGGGAAACAACCCGCAUGCUUCGCCUCGACCCAGACAAGGGCAAGCGCAAAAUCAUGUACCAGCUCGUCGCAAUCAACCUGAUCAUCAUCCUCAUGGACAUCGGCCUCCUCGUCGUCGAAUACAUGGACUAUUACAUCAUGGAAACAAUGAUCAAGGGCGUCGUCUACAGCGUCAAGCUCAAGCUCGAGUUCGCCGUUCUCGGUAAACUUGUCUACAUCGUCCGCUCGCACAUCUGGAAGCAGGAAUCCACCAACGGAGGGCCCACAACCGAUUUCCCGGACUUUGUCGAUGCGACCCGUGUUACGUCGGAUCUUACGCAUGCGACGCCAACGGUGCGCCAGCGCUCGCAUCCGUGGAUGGACUCGGAUGAUGUGGGGAUUGCCAUGUUCGAGCACUCGGGUUUGCCUAGGGGUUCGGAGACCGGUCACUCGGAUAUCUCGCGUGCGCUGAGCGGCGAGACGCAGACGAAUAACCCACCUUGUUCGGAGAGGGACUUUACGGACUCGCCGCAUCGACUUCCGCCGUUGCAACUUAAGGAUUCUGGGUGCGACGCGUGA
Messenger RNA from Aspergillus calidoustus, 1107 nucleotides. The record is from the annotation of a GenBank genome assembly. Lineage: Eukaryota; Fungi; Ascomycota; Eurotiomycetes; Eurotiales; Aspergillaceae.